Molecule: messenger RNA, 2178 nt
Organism: Glossina fuscipes
Lineage: Eukaryota; Metazoa; Arthropoda; Insecta; Diptera; Glossinidae
Gene: Vha44
Product: V-type proton ATPase subunit C
Exons: 9
Coding region: 176-1339 (387 amino acids)
Biological process (GO): proton transmembrane transport
Cellular component (GO): vacuolar proton-transporting V-type ATPase, V1 domain; lysosomal membrane
Molecular function (GO): proton-transporting ATPase activity, rotational mechanism
Source: RefSeq, a predicted model, not a curated record
UUUUUUGAUCAAUUGAUUUUCAAAGCAAGAGAAUUUGACGCAAAGUAUAUUUUCGGCAAACUUUCGUGCUCCAAACAACAUUAAAAGCGAUUAAAAAAGAAAGAAGUAAUAAGAAAUUAAAGAAAACUGUAGUAGUUUUAUAUCAAAUUGUUGAAAAAAAAAAUAAAUCCAUAAAAUGUCUGAGUAUUGGCUUAUCUCGGCUCCUGGCGAUAAAACUUGCCAGCAAACCUUCGACACGAUGAACAAUCUAACUAGUAAGCAGAACAACUUAUGCAACAAUUAUAAAUUUCAUAUACCUGAUUUAAAGGUUGGUACCCUAGACCAGUUGGUAGGCUUGUCCGAUGAUUUGGGUAAACUUGAUACAUACGUCGAGCAAAUUACUCGGAAAGUUGCCGCUUAUCUUGGUGAAGUUCUUGAAGAUCAAAGAGAUAAACUACAUGAAAAUUUAUUGGCGAACAAUACGGAUUUAUCAAUAUAUCUUAUCCGUUUCCAAUGGGAUAUGGCUAAGUAUCCAAUUAAGCAAUCGUUACGUAAUAUAGCCGAUAUUAUAUCGAAACAAAUCGGGCAAAUCGAUGGCGAUUUGAAAACGAAAGCAACAGCUUAUAAUAAUUUGAAGGGAAACUUACAAAACCUGGAGAAAAAGCAAACAGGUAGUCUGUUGACUCGUAAUCUAGCUGAUUUGGUUAAAAAAGAUCAUUUCAUAUUGGAUUCUGAAUAUUUGACUACUUUGUUAGUGAUUGUGCCAAAAAUCCAUUGUCAGGAAUGGAUUGCUAAUUAUGAAAAAAUCACCGACAUGAUAGUUCCACGCUCGUCCACACUAAUCACUCAGGAUAAUGAUUAUUGUUUAUACAAUGUUACUCUGUUUAAGAAAGUCACUGAAGAGUUUAAAUUGCAUGCACGUGAAAAAAAAUUUAUCGUACGUGAUUUCGUUUAUAAUGAAGAAGAGUUGACAGCCGGUAAAAACGAAAUUACAAAACUGAUUACCGAUAAGAAAAAACAGUUUGGCCCUUUGGUUAGGUGGUUGAAGGUGAAUUUCAGUGAAGCUUUCUGUGCUUUAAUACAUGUGAAAGCCUUACGCGUCUUUGUUGAAUCGGUUUUAAGAUAUGGUUUGCCAGUCAAUUUCCAAGCUAUACUCAUUCAACCUCAUAAAAAGAGUAUUAAACGUUUGCGUGAAUGUUUGAACCAAUUGUAUGGACAUUUGGACGGUUCUUCCGCUGGUGCCCAAGCCAGCGGUAUUGAUAAUGUCGAUAUACCUGGCCUGGGUUUGGGUCAUGCUGAAUAUUACCCUUAUGUAUCCUAUAAAAUCAAUGUAGACAUGAUCGAUUCGGGUAAAAUGUAAAGUACGAAAAUUUACAAAAAAUUAUUGUUUGAGUUUCCGACUAAAAUAAAAAAAAUUAUUAAAAGUAAAUGUUAGAUACAUGUACGUAUAUUUAUGUUGUGUACUGCAAAUCUAUAUAGCACAACAAAUUUUAAUUUCUAAGUAAAAAUCCAAUAAAGAGCAGUUUAUUAUUUGUUUUUUUUUUUUUUUUUUUUUUUUUUUUUUAAAAUCGGUAGCGCACUUAAUUAAAAAAGUAAAACUUAUGUUUAAGUCAAUUUUGCGAUUUGAUUAUUCAUUCAGUUCAGUGAUAUUAUUGAUUCCCCCGGCUCUAUAUAUUCACAUUUUAGCCAUAAAACUCCUUUAUAGAGUUUAUAAACUGCGUUAAGUUAUAUAUAUAUUUGUAAAGUUUCAUUGAAAAGUUAAAAAAAAGAUAAUAGAAAAAACGUAUAAAGUUGAAAGUGUAUAAAAAUCAGAGAAUAACCGUGCCCUUCCUUUUUAUUUAACGUUCCGCUAACAGUAUUUAGAAGAUAAGUAUAAGCGCACCAUAUAACAACAAUGCUUUAUAUACGGGUAUACACUUCACACAUCAGAACAAUUGAUGUCUAAAUUUAAAAAAAAAUUUUGUAUAUAAGAACAAAAAAAUGCCCGAAAAGCUCAAACUUAAACUUAUAAAUCAAUACGUUCAACAUACCAAAAAAACGUUAAAGUUUCAUUUUAAAGGAUGUAUUGCGUUGAAACAAUAAAAUCAGAAAUGUUGUUAUCUGGUUAAAUAAAUUACUUAUAAAGUAAUAUUCGAGGAAAAGUUCACUCAACAAUAGCCUAAUAGCUUCACGAUUGCUUAACAUUCAGAGAAAAAAAAA